Molecule: messenger RNA, 1261 nt
Organism: Epinephelus fuscoguttatus (brown-marbled grouper)
Lineage: Eukaryota; Metazoa; Chordata; Actinopteri; Perciformes; Serranidae
Gene: imp4
Product: IMP U3 small nucleolar ribonucleoprotein 4
Exons: 9
Coding region: 130-1005 (291 amino acids)
Biological process (GO): rRNA processing
Cellular component (GO): small-subunit processome; Mpp10 complex; nucleolus
Molecular function (GO): snoRNA binding; rRNA primary transcript binding
Source: RefSeq, a predicted model, not a curated record
UAGGUGGCGGUAUGCACCUGAACGUUGCUUGCGAUCCGCCAUUAAACGGAAGAAGAAGAAAAAGAAGGUCCUCCUAGCCAUAGCUCCAUGUGUGUUUCCUGCUAGCUAACCACCGGCUAAGACAACACCAUGCUUCGUCGAGAGGUGAGACUUAGACGAGAGUACCUGUACAGAAAGGCCCAAGAGGAUAGGGUCCGUACAAUUGAAGAGAAGAAACAAAAGCUGAAGGGUGCACUUGAUGAAAAUCGUCUUCUUCCAACUGAGGUACGCAAAGAAGCUUUGCAGCUACAGAAACUACUGGAGUAUGAUGAUGAGGGUGCAGAAGGUGCCAGCUCACACAUGGAUGAUGAGUAUAAAUGGACUGGAGUUGAAGAUCCUAAAGUCAUGGUCACCACAUCCAGAGACCCCAGCUCCAGACUCAAAAUGUUUUCCAAGGAGGUAAAGCUGAUGUUCCCUGGAGCCCAGCGCAUGAACAGAGGAGGCCAUGAGAUCAGCGCACUUGUGAGAGCCUGCAAAACCAACAGUGUUACAGACCUCAUCAUCGUGCAUGAAACAAGAGGACAGCCUGAUGGCCUGGUAGUGUGCCACUUGCCAUUUGGACCCACUGCUUAUUUCACACUGUACAACGUGGUAAUGAGGCACGAUGUUCCAGACAUAGGCACCAUGUCUGAGGCCUACCCCCACCUCAUUUUUCACAACUUCACCUCGCGACUCGGCAUUAGGGUAUCAAAUAUCCUCAAGUAUCUUUUUCCAGUGCCAAAGGAGGACAGCAGACGUGUAAUCACAUUUGCCAACCAAGAGGACUUCAUCUCUUUCAGGCAUCAUACCUACAAGAAAACAGACCACAAGAACAUUGAGCUGACAGAGGUUGGACCAAGGUUUGAAAUGAAAUUGUACAUGAUCAAACUGGGCACCUUGGAGAAUGAGAGUACGGCGGAUGUCGAGUGGCGUCACCAUGCAUAUACACACACUGCCAAGAAAAGGAGGUUCCUCAGUGUGCAAUAGGAACUAACAAAGCAUAGCUAAAGUGUUUAAUAAAAAUCUUAAAAUGUUAGUUGCUUACUAAAUAUGACUCGAAGUAUAAUCUGUUCAAAGGUUUCCCAGUCAGACUGCGUCAUAUCCAUCAUGAGGGACGGAACUUUUCAAGUAAAAGGAAUCUGUUUUGACAAAGCCAUUGGUUAACAAAGACCUAAGUCGUACUGUGGUGACUUUAUUAUAUUUGUUUUGCUAUUUUGUAAUAAAAUUUGUUUCAGAUAUCUAA